GGUUAGCAUCACUUGUUAUUUGUCCUCCGAAUUAAGUGCGCUGUUUUCCGAAUUAAGGGUGGUGUUACAGGGGAAGCAUUUCUUUACCCUCUCUGGGGAUUUGAGUUUUGCAGCCAAUUAAGAGGACGGACUCCGGUUUGCAAAGAGGGAGGGAGCUAGUCGUGUAGACGGAGCUGAAGGAGGAAAUCGCGAAGGAGAUCCGAACACUCCACCAGCUAGAGAAUGCCUUCACGAGGCAAGAAGAGACACAGAGCAGCCUUGGCAGCUACAAAAGAACCAGAUUUGAAGGUGACCAAAUCUGAGACCAAGAAGGAGGAAGAGGCACCCGUGUCAUCAACAGUCAAGAUGAAGGGCCUUGCAUCAAGAAAUGCCAGGAAAAACACCGAAGGAGAAGUCACUGCUGAGCAGCAAGGAAGCAAGCCAACCUACAGUCACUGGCUUAUGAAGUCUGAACCGGAGAGCAGGUUCGAGAAGGGAGUGGACGUGAAAUUUGGCAUUGAAGAUUUGAAAUCUCAACCCAAUCAGACAGCUUGCUGGGAUGGAGUCCGCAAUUAUCAGGCACGGAAUUUUCUGCGGGAGAUGAAAGUUGGGCAAGAGGCCUUCUUCUACCAUAGCAACUGCAAGGAACCUGGGAUUGCUGGCAUCAUCAAGAUAGUUAAAGAGGCCUACCCAGACCACACCCAGUUUGACAACAAGGAUCCUCAUUAUGAUGCUUCCAGUACCAAAGAGAAACCCAAAUGGUCCAUGGUCGACGUCCAGUUUGUACGCAUGACCAAGCGCUUCAUCCCGUUGGCUGAACUGAAGGUCCACCACCAGAUGCACAGAAACUCAGGAGGGCCCCUGAAAGACGUGGCCCUCUUCACCAGACAGAGGCUUUCUGUCCAGCCCCUGACGGAUGAGGCAUUUGCAUUCGUUUUGAGUCUGGAAGAGGAAAAGCAGCACUAGGAGCCAACUGCAACAGGCAGAAUCAUCCACAGAGUGGCCGAGAACUCAGUAAAACACAUUUGUCCUAUGCAACGUUAGGACUUCUGACUGACAAGAGAGGAGAACCUGGAACUGGACCAAAGCACUGUUGUCUUUGUGACUGCCUGUUGGCUGGGGCUGAAGUUUUGUGUUUUGGAUUUGACUUUUUGUAAAAAUAAAAAAGUUAUUGUCUCUUUUA
Molecule: messenger RNA, 1162 nt
Organism: Hemicordylus capensis (graceful crag lizard)
Lineage: Eukaryota; Metazoa; Chordata; Lepidosauria; Squamata; Cordylidae
Gene: THYN1
Product: thymocyte nuclear protein 1
Exons: 8
Coding region: 223-945 (240 amino acids)
Cellular component (GO): nucleus
Source: RefSeq, a predicted model, not a curated record